AGGGUGAAAAAAGCCAAGUCAAAGGUCGCGGCUCGGGAGUGGAGUCCUGUCAGGACUCAGGAGUGAAGCCGCAAGCAAGCAAGCCAGCCAGCCGGCAUUUGCUAACUGCUGAGCGUUGAAAAGAAGCAGCAUUAAAUUGAUGCUCGCAAAUUCUGGUUUUUUUUUAGGGGAUUGGGUUUCUGCUCCUCCCACAUUUGUCUCCUUCCCCAUUUAAAUUCCACUUCACAUCCUUCCUUUCUCCCCUCCUACUCUAUCCUCCACCGCCUACGAAUGCUAAUCGCCAAGCCCUAGCACAGCUUCCCCAUCUCAAGCCUUGCCCCCCCCUCUUUUCCGCUCUAAUGGGUAAUAAGUUCAUUUGCAUGAUGAAGAAGGACGGCAGAGACGGCAACGGAUCCAAGAGCAAGAGGAUGUCUGACCGAUCGCAGCGCAAACUGCGCGCAGAAGAGGAGUUGCUUCACAGGCAAGCUCUUUCCAUGGCGAUUCAGCAGCACCAGUUGUCUCAGAGGUUUGAGGGCUCAAUGUCUCGCCGCAUCGGAGGCUCCACCAGUUCUCGCCGCCGCAAACUCUCCGAUCCCUUCUCUAACGGCAAACAACAGCUACCAGAAUUUUUGGAUAGUCUAAAAGCGAAGAGAUUUGUUUUAGUACAUGGAGAGGGCUUUGGAGCAUGGUGCUGGUACAGAACUAUUGCUCUGAUGGAAGAAUCAGGAUUAAUUCCAACUGCCUUAGAUCUCACUGGAUCUGGUAUUGAUCUGACGGAUACAAACAAUGUCACUACACUUGUGGAUUACUCAAAACCAUUAAUAAAAUUUUUGGAGGAUCUGCCAGAGGAUGAAAAGGUUAUCUUGGUUGGGCACAGUAGUGGAGGUGCAUGCAUUUCAUAUGCUUUGGAACAUUUCACAAGUAAAAUCUCAAAAGCAGUUUUCCUCUGUGCUACAAUGGUGUCUGAUGGGCAAAGGCCGUUUGAUGUUUUCGCUGAAGAGCUUGGCUCUGCUGAACUGUUCAUGCAGGAUUCAAAGUUCAUAAUUCAUGGGAAUGGCAAAGACAACCCUCCUACUGGCUUCAUGUUUGAGAAACAGCAAUUGAAAGGGUUAUAUUUCAACCAGUCCCUUGGAAAGGAUAUUGCUUUGGCCAUGUUGUCCAUGAGACCGAUCCCUCUGGGUCCGAUGAUGGAGAAAUUGUCACUAUCGCCAGAAAAAUAUGGAUCCGCUCGUCGAUUCUUCAUUCAAACGCUGGAUGAUCAUGCCCUUUCACCUGAUGUUCAAGAAAAAAUGGUGAGAGAAAACCCGCCAGAAGGAGUCUUUAAGAUCAAAGGCAGUGACCAUUGCCCUUUCUUUUCGAAGCCACAGUCGCUGCACAAAAUUCUGCUUGAAAUUGCUCAAAUUCCGUAGCUAAUCAAAACUUCAUAAGUUUUCCAGUUUUUUGUUUUUUUGUUUUUUUUUUUCCAGAGAUAAAUUAAAUACCUAGAUUAAAUUGCUGUAAAAUGUUGAAGGCCAAUGCUUGUAGGAUAGCUAUAGGUGCUGCUAUAUUCCUUGUAGUUUGUUCUUUAAUUCCAAACGUGGUGAAUGCAACUGGUGAAUGGCAAAUGUAUUCCAUUUGUUGAAAAUAUCCUUUAAAAUUAAA
Molecule: messenger RNA, 1620 nt
Organism: Diospyros lotus (date-plum)
Lineage: Eukaryota; Viridiplantae; Streptophyta; Magnoliopsida; Ericales; Ebenaceae
Product: putative methylesterase 14, chloroplastic
Exons: 5
Coding region: 339-1388 (349 amino acids)
Biological process (GO): salicylic acid metabolic process; jasmonic acid metabolic process
Molecular function (GO): methyl indole-3-acetate esterase activity; methyl salicylate esterase activity; methyl jasmonate esterase activity
Source: RefSeq, a predicted model, not a curated record